CGAGACUUGCAGGCGUCCCGGCAUCUCCUCUGACCGGGCGCGAUGGGCAAAAAGGGCAAGAAAGAGAAGAAGGGCCGCGGGGCGGAGAAGACGGCCGCCAAGGUGGAGAAGAAGGUGUCCAAGCGCUCGCGGAAGGAGGAGCUUGCUGUCACCUUGCAGAGGCUUUCCCAGACUAGGCUGCCUGUGCUACCAGACCUGCCCUGUCCCAGCCCCUCGGCCCCGUGAUUGUGAUGCUCAGCCGCUUGAGAAGUGCUGCCUUAGAGUGGUAGGAGGGAAGCUUACCUGGCUUCUGGACCUUGUUUUAAUCUGGAGGACCUCGAAGCCCUCAUAGCCCACUUCCAGGCUCUCGAUGCCAGAAAGACUCGGAUCGUGGAGACACCCUGCUCCCCACCUUCUCCAAGGUUAAAUGCCUCACUCUCUGCUCAUCCUGAGAAAGAAGAAUUAAUCCUUUUCGGAGGUGAAUAUUUCAAUGGCCAAAAAGACUUUUGUAUAUAAUGAACUCUACGUCUACAACAUUAGGAAGGACGCCUGGACUAAAGUCGAAAUCCCCAACCCACCUCCGAGGCGUUGUGCUCACCAGGCGGUGGUGGUGCCCCAGGGCGGCGGACAGCUGUGGAUCUUUGGCGGGGAGUUUGCCUCUCCCGACGGAGAGCACUUCUACCACUACAGGGACCUCUGGGUCCUGCAUUUGGCCACCAGGACGUGGGAGCAAGUCAGAUCACCAGGCGGUCCUUCAGGACGGAGUGGACAUCGGAUGGUGGCCUGGAAGAGACAGUUAAUCCUUUUUGGUGGCUUCCAUGAGAGUACAAGAGAUUACAUCUAUUACAAUGACCUGUAUGCCUUCAACCUGGACGCUUUCACGUGGAGCAGGCUGUCCCCGUCCGGGACUGGGCCCACACCCAGGUCAGGCUGCCAGAUGACCGUCACCGCCCAGGGCAGCAUCGUCAUCUACGGGGGCUACUCGAAGCAGAGAGUCAGGAAAGAUGUGGACAGAGGUACCCAGCACUCCGACAUGUUCCUGCUGAAGGCUGAGGAGGGAAGAGAAGGCAGAUGGGCCUGGACGCGGGUCAACCCUUCCGGAGCCAAGCCCACGCCAAGGUCCGGCUUCUCGGUGGCUGUGGCCCCGAACCAUCAGAUGCUGCUGUUUGGGGGUGUGUGUGACGACGAGGAGGACGAGAGCCUGGAGGGCCACUUUCUCAGCGACCUGCACUUCUACGACCCCGUCAGGAACCGCUGGUUUGCGGGGCAGCUGAAGGGGCCCAAGGUGGAGAAGAGGAGGCGCAGGCGGGGCAGAAAAGGGGAGCCCGGGGAUUCCAGCAAGCAGGAACUGAAGGGGACCCGGGCCCAGGAGCCCCUGCAGGUGGCCAGAGAGCUGGUGGCAGAGGACGGGACCGCGGCCACCAUCCAGCAGGGGCUCGCUGCCCGGGGCCCGGCGGGACAGCCCAAGUCUGACGACAGCGACGAUGGCCCCAGCGAGGCGGGGGUCCCUGCGGUGGAGCCGAGCGCCCGCUCCAGCGCCAUGCUGGCCGUGAAGCACGGGCGCCUCUACCUCUAUGGGGGCAUGUUUGAGGCUGGCGACCGCCAGGUCACCCUCAGCGACCUGUACUGCCUCGACCUCCACAAGAUGGAGGAGUGGACCGUCCUGGUGGAGAUGGAUCCAGAAUCUCAGGAGUGGCUGGAGGAGACGGACUCGGAGGAGGACAGCGACGAGGUCAAGGGCGCCGAGGGCGGCGGGGAGAGUGAAGAGGACGAGGACAGCGGCGAGGAGGCCAGGGAGCAACGCCCCUCGGCGGCGCCCGGUGAGCCAUUCGCAUACUCCCUGCCCAGGACCGAGCAGUAGUGGGCGAAGCUGGCGCAGACGACGCCGGGCCCCGGAGAGGAGAGCGCUGAGAGCCGCCCGGGCCGUGGCCGUGGCUUUCUCUGAUGACUCAGCCGCAGCCGCACACCCGCCAGAGCCUAGACUGAGGGGGUGGGGUUCCCUGCCCUCAGCGCGCUGCGUGCGGUUUAAAAUAAACUGGACUUGGCAGGGGGCUGCUGCCGCGAGGGUGGUCUUUCGUGCAGCCUCCGGGCCCCGGUGGUUCUGGCGGGGCCUCGGGCUGGGUCGGGCCGAGCUGAUGGUGAGGGGGAGCCGCCUACACGGCAGGCGGCACCUUGAUCAUGAAGUGGAACGCUGCGGGCUUUGCGGGGUUCCCCUCUGCAAAACUAGGAGACGGGUUCUGCCCGCCUGCACGUUCAGCCGACUCCUUCCUUUUUAAAAAUGAUCGGUGGCCGCCCACCGCCUCCUGUACGCGUUUUCUCGGUUCUCUGGAGAAUAAAGCCUGUUGUGGGCUGGUCUGCUCACUCUGCCA
Messenger RNA from Lagenorhynchus albirostris (white-beaked dolphin), 2348 nucleotides. It is a transcript of the gene KLHDC4, whose product is annotated as kelch domain containing 4. The transcript has 13 exons. Bases 470 to 1840 code for a protein of 456 amino acids. The record is from RefSeq and is a predicted model, not a curated record. Gene Ontology annotation, molecular function: protein binding. NCBI's taxonomy places the organism in Eukaryota, Metazoa, Chordata, Mammalia, Artiodactyla, Delphinidae.